Cucurbita pepo subsp. pepo (vegetable marrow) is the source of this 1360-nucleotide messenger RNA. RefSeq names its product protein SLOW GREEN 1, chloroplastic. Gene Ontology annotation, cellular component: chloroplast thylakoid membrane. Gene Ontology annotation, molecular function: protein binding. The record is from RefSeq and is a predicted model, not a curated record. NCBI's taxonomy places the organism in Eukaryota, Viridiplantae, Streptophyta, Magnoliopsida, Cucurbitales, Cucurbitaceae.
UCAGAGAUGACCUGAAAAUCGCUACAGAGCAUACAGAGGUAACAGCCAUGGAGUCUCUUCCUACAGUUCACCACCGUCAUCAUCCUUCUCAACAACUUCUUUCCUUCAGCCACCGCCUUCCGUCGUUCCCUAAACCCAUAUCUUCUCUCUCCUUCGCUCAUACGCCGCCGACUCGUCUCCGUUCGUCUUUCAGGUCGUUGUCUGUUAAAGCCUCAUCCUCUCAAUCGACCUCUGACGAACCCUCUCGGAACUCUAAAUCUUCCAUUUCCGAGACCACGAAUAGCGGCCUGUUGUCAGGGUUUCUUAAAACUGCUUGCAUCUCUGUUGCCGCUGCUGCAGCAUUCUACUUCCUUCGCUUCGACCAUCGACGUGUUGUUGCUGUUGCUGUCCCGGUGGCGCCGGAGACGAUGGAGUCUACUGAUGAAUCGACGGCGCAUGAGGAAAAUGAGAGCGUUGUAGAAGAGAAACCAACAGAUGAUUCGAGUGGUGCUGAAACCCUUCGAUCCCUCGUUGAGGAGAAUGUAAAAUCAGGUAAACUUCCUGAAGCAAUUGAAACCCUAAGCCGUUUAAUCGAACUUGAGCCCAAUGACCGUGAGUUGCCUUUGCUAAGAGCCAAUGUCCGUAGCUAUGCGGGGCAGCUCGAAUUGGCUAGAAAUGAAUUUGAAGAGAUUUUAAGGGAAGACCCAUUUCGUGUUGAGGCCUACCAUGGCCUUGUGAUGGUAUCAGAGCAAUUGAACGAUAAUUCAUUGAAGGACGUUACUAAAAGGAUCGAAGAGGCAAUGGAGAAAUGCAAGAAGCAAAAUGACAAGUCAAUUAUCCGGGAUUUCAAGCUCUUGCUUGCGCAAAUUAAGGUAAUGAAGGGGAGCUAUUUUGAUGCAUUGAAAGCUUAUGAUGAACUUGUGAGGGAGGAACCAAAGGAUUUUAGGCCAUAUCUCUGUCAGGGGAUCAUAUAUACUCUUUUAAGGAAGAAUAAGGAGGCUGAGAAACAGUUUGAGAAAUUUAGGAGGCUUGUUCCAAAGAACCAUCCUUACAAAGAGUACUUUGAUGAAAACAUGUUUGCAACAAAGCUUUUUGCUCAGAAAUUAGAGAAGGAGAAAGCUGGUUUGAAGAGCUGAGACGAGUGCUUAUCUGCUGCUUCUGUAUGAGUAAUCUCUUCACUCUUCACUUCUGUUCUAAAUGGAUUCAUUUUUGUUAGUUUUUAGUGGUUUGGUAUUCAUUAGGGUGGUGUUAGAUAUCUAAAUUUUGUCUGAAGUUGUAUGAUUGUCUGAAUCUUUCAAUCGAGUCUCAUUUGGAGAAAUACUGAUUAUACUUAUGUUUGGCAUUCCUGAAAAUCUAUGAGAAACUGAGUUUCUUUCACUUA